UUCUAAGCCAAAGCACAGUGAACACCGAUACCAAAAGCUCUUCUCUCUCUACAGUUUCAUCGCCUGCGAUUUCUACCAGUAUGAGAGAUGGAUUUUCGCGGUAUGAAGAGGAAACAACUACAAGCGCUGUGCAAGCAGCAUGGUGUUCCAGCGAAUUCGACGAAUCUUGAGAUGGCUGAUAGGCUCUCCUUGUUUUUUAAGGAAAAGGAAAAACCAGUGACGCAAGGUCGGUCUUGCUUGAAGAAUCUGGAUGGGAUAGAUAGCCUAACUGAUUCUAAUGCUGUCACCUGCGAUCCCAAGAGAGUUAGGUUUAGUCCUGAAAAUGAGACGUUUGAAUUUGAGGAUUCUGAGAUAGACAGGGAAAACACCCCAGCAAGAACAAGGGCGGCAAGGGCAGCAAGGAGGUCUAGGGUGAGACUGGCUAAAGAGAAAGUGAGUCCUGUUGGUGCAAAUGCUGGAAAUAGUGAGUCCUGUGAGGAAACUAGAGGUACUCUGAACAGAAUCACGAGGCACCAAGGACAAAAAGUCAUAGAGGGGCAUGCAGUGAAGGCUUCAUCACCUCUUGUUAAGGAAAAGGGGGCGAAAAAAGGCACAAAGAUCAAAAGUACAGUUUCAGAAAUUGUUGAUAAAAGUGCUAAGUUAUCCCCAGUAUUAGAAAUGGAUGCCAAUGCACGUGGUAAAGAAAAUGGAAGACUGAUAAGAAGGCAAUUGAGGAGUAGGGAGGUGGUAGUUGAAAAUGCCAGUGAACUAGGGAAUGAAGAUUCUAUCAUUCCAAAGAAGAAUCCAGUGCAGACAAGAUCAAAGAAGAGGAAUCCGAAAGAUGGUAAUGAGGUUCUUACCACAGAUGAAAUUUCUGAAGACAUUAUUAGUGCAGGAGAAGGUGAAAAAAUUGAAACUGGAAAGGUCUUUAGGCAAUCUAAACGGAAGGCAAUAGAAGAUGGCGAGUGUGAACUGUUUGGUGGGGAAUUGGGGAAAAGGAAAAUGGUUGGAAGGAUCACAAGGUUCCGGGCCCAGUUGGUGGGGCGAGAAGCAUCUGCUGUUGAAGGUGAAAAUGAGACUGGAGAUGAAUCUGAAGUCCAGGUUUCAAAAGACUCUGAAGCUGUUCUUCAACUCGAAGAGCCUGCUAAAUUUUUAGGUAGAAACACUUCGAGGCAGAAAUCUGCAAUUUCUCAAUCAGAUCCAUCUGUGAGAACAGAGACCAGAAAACAAUGGAAGGGCACAAGAUUGGAAGGAGGAGCCUCUGAGACUGAAGUGAGUAUGAAAGAGAAGGAAAAGGUUUCUCUACCUAAUGGCCCUCUAAGGAGGUCCAGACGCAACACUUUAGCAUUUAAGUCUACUGUUUCUCCUGAUGGAGGGUUGGUAACUCAUGAAGCUGUUGGAAGGAAUCAGUUAUUGAAGCACUUGGGAGAACCAAUUACAGAAAAAGAAGCCUCUAAACCUGAGCCAACUGCUGAAAUUUUGAAAGAAAAUGAGAAGGUUUCUCUACACAAUGGCCGUCUGAGGAGAUCCAGACGCAACACUUCAACAUUUAAGUCUAGUGCCCCUGCUGCUGAUGGAAAUUUGGUGACUGACGAAACUGUUGGAAGGAAUGAGCAGUCAAAGUGCUUGAGAGAAUCAACUCCAGAAAAAGAAGCUUCUGUAACUGAAGCACCUUUGAGAAGGUCCAAGCGGAAUGCUUCUAGGCAUGAUUCAAUAUCUGCAUCCACAGGAAUGGAUGGCAUUCCUAAUGCCAUUGGAAAGAAUAAGCCACAGAAGAGAAGUCUGCAGCCAAUUCUCGAAGAAGAAACUUCUGUGAUUGAGAAGGAGCCUCUAAUUGAAGAACUUCCAAGACAAUCUAAAUAUAAUGCUUCCAAAUGUAAUAUAGUUGGACCUGCUAGAGUAGCUGGUGAAGUUAAGGGAAAGAAGAAGCAGCGGAGGAGAUCAAAAUUUCCAAGCUCUAAAGGGGAAGCUCCAUUAACUGAGAGCAUGUUGGAUAUUGAAGAAACACCAGGCAUAGAUGUUGAAUUGUCAGAGCCAGAAGCUGCAGGAAGCAAAAGUUCAGUUUUGAUCCGCCAAGAAGGAACUCCUAAAGAUAAAGAUACUAGAAAGAAGAGGAAGAGCUCCAGGAAGAUAUCUAGUGCAAAGAAGCAGCAACAUGGGUCGGUGGAGGUUUGCCCUGUAAUUUCUGACUUAGAGGAAGUUGAGGAUCGCACGACAGUGAAUUUCAAGGAUAUUCCAUCCCAAUCUGCAGCUGCCAUAGAGGAGGAUAUUGUUGAGUAUCUCACAACAGUGAACUUGGAGGACAUUCCAUCUCAAUCUGCAGUUUCUGUAGAAGAGGAUAUUUCAAUGGAAAAUGAUAAGGAAAAUUUGGUUCAAGAUAAAGUUAAUGAAGGUAACAAGGUUGAUAAAGAAUCUCAGUUCCACAACAUGAGAAGUGAUCUUGAUUAUGAUAAUUCAGUUGAACCACAAGGAAAUCAAUAUUCAAGUAAAGUUAGCAAGGAACUCGUCUCUCCAGUCUUUGACUUCUCAUCUGUCCAGCAAUCAGAUUACACUGGAUCAUCUGCUAAUCAUGUGAAGUUGCAGAGAGAACUGGAAACUGAAGAAGAGCUAUCUGCAGGCAAGCAUAUAGAUCCAGCAAGCAAUAUUUUUGUUGAUCUUGCAGCUGAAGAUGACAAAACUUCAGUUGAAAAGGAGCAGAAGUUAGGACUAGAAGAGAUGAAUGGUUGUGCUGAACCAGUCAUGCAUGAGUUAGAGGAGAAUGUAACUGAAUCUAAUGAAAGUGGCAGCUCAAAAAGGAACUUCGAAACUUUCAGUGAGGAAUCUGGAGAUAUUGCUUUGCUUAACCCCUCCAAUGGAGAACGGGCCACUCCAAAUAUAUCAGGGAGGAGAGAUAUUGAUGAUGCUGAAGAUCCUGAGGCUGCUGUUGAAUUUCCAGAAAAUGCUGUAGCUUCCCCUGUGGCAGAAAUUGUUGCAGAAAAGGUUACAGAAAUCCAGCUUGCCUCAAGUGGUCAAUGGUCUACAGAGGAGACUCCUCUAAAGAUUGUUAUCACACCAGAAUGUCAAAAUGACAAAGUGGUUGGUUCUUGUUUGCACACUGUCUCAGCAGAUGAUGGUUCUCAAGAAGAAGGGUAUCAACUCAAUGCUCAACUUGCUGCACAGUCCCCUGUGCUUGGAAGAAGCAAUCCAAAUCAUGGUGAAGGAGAAAAAUCUUAUAGUUAUGGGAAUGUUAUCAUGGAUGGAACAAUGUGCGGAGGUGAAUUGUCUGUUAGUGAUGCCAGGGAGCGAAGAGAGCAUCCUGUUUUAGACGAGUUAGAUGGUCAAAUUUCCGAGAAGAAGGAAAGUGUAAUGUCAAAGGGAAUCACAAGCGUUUCUAAGGAAAUAAAAGAGACAGAUGUUUCCCACUUGGAUUUUCUAUUUGGAACAGCUUCUGGUAUUGUUGAAAGAAGUUUGCCAUCUUGUGAGCACACUCACUUGAAAGACAAAGGUGAAGAGGACCAAGAUCCUAUGGAGCAAGAUGAAGAGUCUACGCAUGUAACUGAAAUGGCGAGCACAACAAUAUCUGCAGGCAAAACUUCCAGUAAUAAUUUGGGAUCUGGAAGGUUCCAUCAUGAGAAGUAUCAAGAAGAUGCAGGAGUAGGGGAAAGUGAUCAUGAGGGAAUAUCUAAUAUGGGCAAUCAAUCACUAGAUGUUAAUGAAGAUAUUUAUAAUGAGGCUUCCAAAGGGAACUUGGAAGUGGAAUUUACAGGACUGGAUGGCUGUGCCUAUCCCUUUCCAAACAAGUUCUCUAAAGAUGAUCAUGCUACAGUUGACAAUGAAAGUGGAGGCUCACAUGUUUACUCCAGAAAUGCUUCAGGAGAGGGCAGAGGUACAAAUGUGGUUGAACUUUCAGUUGGUGAAGGAAUGCCUCCAGGUGACUCAAUUAUGGAUAAAACUGGAAAUGCUUCUGGGGAGGUUGAAGGGACAAAUGUGGAUGAACCAUCUUUUGAAGGAAUCACUCCAGCUAUCUUAGAAGAGAGAGUUAUUGCUGAAACCAGAGAUUUUGAAGAGGCUGAUAAGCUACUUGAAUUUAAUGCAGAAUCCCAUGUAACACCUGGAAGCACUGCUGGAGAUAUGGAGAAAGAAAUCUAUUUUGCCGAAAUUACUCAAUGUUCUGGUGGAAGUGGAUUUGAUCUUCCUCUCUCACAUGUCUAUGCCCUCGAGCACCAAGCCUCUGGUAACGUCCACAAAGAAAUGUCUUUGAGCACACAGAGUCCUCACGUCCAAAAACAAGAAGGGAAUCAACUUGAAACAUUCUGUGUCAAUGAGGUUUUGAGCCAACAAACUAGUGGGGUUAAAAGUUUCACUCUGGAGGCACUUGCAAUGAGUAGUCCACCGUUGUUUUUAGAGAAGCUGUAUGGUCAUGAAGAGGAGGAUUCAGAGAUGAACUGUAAUGCUAAUACUGUUGUAGAUGAGCCUUUUAGCAAACAUAGUGUAGUAACUCUUGAUGGGAUUGAUGGCAAAGGCAUUGAAGAACACAUGUGUGUGACUAGUAGCAAUCUUGUCACAAAGAAAGAAAGUGCAGAGGUUUUGCCUGAAAUUGAGGUUGGUAAUGUUCAUGAUGAUCACCAUGUGGUGGUUGAACAAAUGAAUUACAAUGUUGAUGCAAGUUCGGCAGAGAGAAAUUGUAAAGAUAACAAGAUGUCUGAUGAAGCCAUUGCAGGGUUUUCUAGUGUUGGGUAUGUCACUCUUGUUCCUGGGGAGAAAAUUUCUGAGUUUGAGCCAGGAACUGAGCUUGGUGACAGCCAGGAGGUGACUGCACAGGCAAAUAUCAUCUUUGAUGCAAGUUUGGAUGAGAUCAUUUGUAAAGAAAGUGAAGCACUGGAGAAGACAACAGCUGGAAUUAAGAAAAGCACUUUGGAAGGCAUUGAGGAAAUCACUAUGCUGGAGGAAGAAAAUGGAGAGAUUUCAGCACCAAUUACUCAAACAAAGCUUGAUAGGGAGGUCUUAGAUCAAGGAGUUGAAUUUAUAAAGAUUAAUGACAGUGCUCAGGUUACUUUGGUUGAGACUGUACAUGAAAAUGAUGAAGUUCCAGAAGAGAUUUUAGAUGAAGUUACCAGUGAAAAAACGAUUUUGCUCCCUAUGGAAGCAGAUUUUGACUGUAAUGAAAUGAAGGAUGUUGUGGGGGUAAAGAAUGAAAUCUCACUGCAACGUGAUGAAUUGAAGUCUAUUGAUCUUGAUAUUCAUGAUGCAAAGGAUAAAAGCAUCUUCAUCAAUUCAGACCAAUGUAGCUCUGCAGAUAGAGAAACUAUAGAUGAAAGAGAACAUUCAAGAAUCUUGGAAUGCAAAUUCAAUUUUGAAGGUAAUUGUUCUGAUACAAAGCACACAGAUGUUGGUGCUUCACCACUGAUCAGUCUAAAAGAUUUUGAUGAUCAGAUAGAGUACGAGGAAGUUGCACACAUGCAUGAUAGUGAUCAUUGUCUUUCAUUGGAUCUUUUGAGCAACAACAGUAGAAUUGCAGCAACGAAAACGCAUAAAACCAUUGCAGAAUCGGUUAUGCUGGAGGCAGAAAAUGGAGAGGCUUUUACCCCGUUUGGUUCAGAGGGGCUUGGUCAGGAGGUUUCAGAUCAUGGAGUUGAAUUUCCAAAUUCUGCAGCUUCAGACGUGAGUCAAGCUGUACAUGAAGCUGAUGAAAAUCUGGAUACAAAAUCAGAUGGGGGUGUAGAGAUGAUUUGGAAAGGGGAUGAAGUGAAGUUUGGUGAGCUUGAUGAUUCUAGAGAAGAGGUUCUCCCAGAGACUGACAAGAGUUCUCUAAUUGUUCCACAUGAACUCACUUCCACAGAUGGUGAAGCUGUGAAUGGAACCAUGAAAGAGAAUAGUCACUUUGAGGAUGUCAAUUUUGAUUCCAUGAAGGAAGAAGAUGUUAGCAAUUCACCUAAAGUAACUGCUGGGAAUUGUGAUGAUCUCUUGGAAGAGGAGUCUGCAGAUGUGAAACACAAUGGUCGUGAUGUUCAGAUAGAUCUUAACUGCAGAGACAUUGGAGGUGCAGCAGACCUAGUUGUUGAAGAUGGCAUGGUUUGUGAAAUUGGUUCUGAUGAUAGGAAUGGUGACAAUAUGUGGGUUCAGAAAGCACAGACUUUGCCAUGUAAAGUUGAUGAUGGUAAUAUAUCUUCUUCCAAGCCUGAAGGGGAUUCAAUUAGUGCCAGUGUCUCACUGCUGAAUGUUUCAUCAUGUCAAGCAGGUGAAUAUGAAUCUCAUGUAAAAUGUGCAGGAAGCAGUAGCAAUACAGAAAUCAAUGAUACCAAUGAGGCUGCAGUUUGCUCUCAUGCACCGGUUGAUUUUUAUGAGGAUAAAGGUGAUACUCUUAACUUUGUGGGUAAAUCCUCAGAAGAUAUUAAUAUUACAAAGGAGAGAGGCAUAGCAGAUGAGAGCAGUGCUGGGAAGGCUGAGGAAGUACGUGGUUCAUCACAUAAGUUUGAUGAUGAGAUGGUCUCUUCUGGUGAUUCUAAGGAGCCUCCAAAAUUUGAAAAGUUUGUCGAGGUUUCUUUAUUGGAAGCUGAAAAGGUGGACUGUUGCUCUGUUGUUUCACCAGUCAAUGAUUCUGUUGAUCAUGCAGAAGUUGCUUCAAGGAAGCACUUGACAAGAUUAGAAGAUACCACUGAUGAUUCCUCUCUGACCCAUCAGAUUGGUGUGAAUUCCAGUCUUGCCUCAUCGGAGACAGCAUCCUAUGAGUUCACUGACUGGGAAAUAGAUUUAUUUUCUCAUAAUCAUUUCAGUAUGGAAGCAGUUUCUGGAACGAGUUUAAGGAUUAUAGAUCAAUUCCCUGCAGUCACUGAUUCAGUUCUGUAUAAAGCCUUUGCAGCCAAAGAUGUCCGCACUGAGAAUCUGAAGUUGGAAACAGUUCAGAAGAAAAGUUUAGAUGUAGAAGUGGAAGAAAUCAACCAUUUAUCAUCUCAGCAAUUCAAUUCUUCUAUGAAAAUGAAAAAUAACUUGAAAAGCAGCAUGACCCAGAGAACUCCCAACAAGUUCUUCAAGGCAUUCGAUAUGAAAGAGAACAGCCCAAGCAUCAAGAUGGAGCAGAUGGGUAAUUUCUCAGCAAUGAAAUCAGGGACAAGGAGGAAAGCCUUGGAGGACCUUCAAAAAACUAGAGAGCGGAACAGCACUGCUCGCUGACCUUUUUUCAAGGAUUGGAUAUUGUAAAUAUGGGGCCCCAAAAGAGUGGCCCCUCAGUUGACGACCCUGAGCAUACCUCAUGCAAACAUUUGUGGAUGAAAACCCCACUAGUGGGUUAUUGUUAAAUGAGUACUUUGUUGUGUCUCCUUUAUUGUAUUUGUAGCAAAUGAAACUCCAGAAUCACUGUCACUUCUGCUUGAUUUGCAGUUUGACAGACAUUAUCAGAGAAAAUCUACCUUCUUUAUCCA
Molecule: messenger RNA, 7376 nt
Organism: Vitis riparia (riverbank grape)
Lineage: Eukaryota; Viridiplantae; Streptophyta; Magnoliopsida; Vitales; Vitaceae
Exons: 14
Coding region: 88-7128 (2346 amino acids)
Source: RefSeq, a predicted model, not a curated record